Pleuronectes platessa (European plaice) is the source of this 1041-nucleotide messenger RNA. It is a transcript of the gene myl12.1, whose product is annotated as myosin, light chain 12, genome duplicate 1. Gene Ontology annotation, molecular function: calcium ion binding. Lineage: Eukaryota; Metazoa; Chordata; Actinopteri; Pleuronectiformes; Pleuronectidae. Bases 172 to 690 code for a protein of 172 amino acids. The transcript is spliced from 4 exons. The record is from RefSeq and is a predicted model, not a curated record. Gene Ontology annotation, cellular component: cytoplasm.
AAGAAGGGUUUCAUGUUUGUUGAACCCCCCUAUUCUCCUGCUUUGGUCCGGUCUGUUGCUCUGUGCGGAAACCAACAGGAGGAUGAGGAAGUGAAGGGCGGUGAGUUGAGAAGACGAGCAGCACCGGGCUAACUAACAUUUCUCCUCGUAGUCAGACACAAAACCGUCAACAUGUCGAGCAAAAGAGCAAAGGGAAAGACCACCAAGAAGCGCCCUCAGCGCGCCACCUCCAAUGUCUUCGCCAUGUUUGACCAGUCUCAGAUCCAGGAGUUCAAGGAGGCCUUCAACAUGAUCGACCAGAACCGUGACGGGUUUGUCGACAAGGAGGACCUGCACGACAUGCUGGCCUCGCUGGGAAAAAAUCCAACUGAUGAGUACCUGGAGGCCAUGAUGAAUGAAGCUCCCGGACCCAUUAACUUCACCAUGUUCCUCACCAUGUUUGGAGAGAAGCUCAAUGGCACAGACCCCGAGGAUGUGAUCAGAAAUGCAUUCGCCUGCUUCGAUGAGGAGGGAACAGGUUUCAUCCAGGAUGAAUACCUCAGAGAGCUGCUGACAACAAUGGGUGACCGGUUUACAGACGAGGAGGUGGACGAGCUCUUCAGGGAGGCUCCCAUUGACAAGAAAAACAACUUCAACUACGUGGAGUUCACACGCAUCCUAAAGCACGGUGCCAAGGAUAAGGACGAUUGAAGAGCCACCCCGGCAUUGACCUCCUCGCCCUCUUCGCCUCUUUCCGUCAGCUAGAUGACCGUGCUGCAUGUCUCAACUCUCCAGUAUAGAAUCCUUUCAACCAAACCAAAGCAAUAACUAUCCACUCUAUGUAGUGAACUUCGAGUACUGCCAAAUUUGCACGUCUUUAAUUAGAAGAAAAUAUUCUAACAUGCGUCUUAAGUGUUUUUUCUUCUGUCAUUUAAAGAUGUGAAGUGGCAGCACUUUGGAAGCUCUUUGGGGGAUAAGUCUUUGCAAUUCAUGUGAUCGGGUAUAGCUGAAUUUUUACAUUUUAUAAUAUAAACUUUUUAAAUAAAGCCCUUUAUCAAGUUA